Molecule: messenger RNA, 558 nt
Organism: Argentina anserina (silverweed cinquefoil)
Lineage: Eukaryota; Viridiplantae; Streptophyta; Magnoliopsida; Rosales; Rosaceae
Product: 40S ribosomal protein S25-like
Exons: 3
Coding region: 117-443 (108 amino acids)
Cellular component (GO): cytosolic small ribosomal subunit
Molecular function (GO): structural constituent of ribosome
Source: RefSeq, a predicted model, not a curated record
CUUGACCCCUUAAAAAAUAAAAACCCGUCCCAAACCCAUCAAACCCUACUGACCUGACCUGACCUGACCGACCGCACUCGAUCUGUUUCGACAGACCCUUCGAUCCCCUCAUCACCAUGGCACCCAAGAAGGAAAAGGCUCCCCCACCGUCUUCAAAGCCAGCGAAAUCAGGCGGAGGCAAGCAGAAGAAGAAGAAGUGGAGCAAGGGAAAGCAAAAGGAGAAGGUCAACAACAUGGUCUUGUUCGAUCAGGCCACUUAUGAUAAGCUCCUCUCUGAAGCCCCCAAGUUCAAGCUCAUCACUCCUUCUAUCUUGUCUGACAGGCUCAGGAUUAAUGGAUCAUUGGCACGGCGCGCCAUUAAGGAUUUGAUGGCAAGGGGUUCUAUCAGGAUGAUUUCUGCUCAUGCUAGCCAGCAGAUUUACACCAGGGCCACCAAUACCUGAGAAGUUGUUUGUCUAGGCCAUGGGAGGCACAAAACUUCCGCUUAAUAUUAGCCAUGUUAGGAAACUAUUGACCUUAUCAGUUAUAUUAUGCAUUGUCUAUGUUCAUAUGCCCAAG